Messenger RNA from Guyanagaster necrorhizus, 609 nucleotides. RefSeq lists its product as uncharacterized. Lineage: Eukaryota; Fungi; Basidiomycota; Agaricomycetes; Agaricales; Physalacriaceae. The transcript is spliced from 2 exons. Bases 9 to 524 code for a protein of 171 amino acids. Gene Ontology annotation, cellular component: mitochondrion. Gene Ontology annotation, biological process: intrinsic apoptotic signaling pathway. The record is from RefSeq and is a predicted model, not a curated record.
AUUUCCGCAUGCUUGGUCUACUACGAUCACAACCUCCACCACUACGGUGUCUGUUUCACUCCUCUGUCGCUUCCCGCCACCUCGUUGGCCCCCCUGACCCUGUCUCCCAUCUACGCCCCGUUAUAUAUGACGAUGUCCCGCCGCCUCCGCCGCCAUCUCUGCUCAAGCAUCCGUAUUCAUUAGCAGAGUUCGACCCAGAGCCUCCGGUCGGAACGGGAGCCUACGACAUUCAGUGGAAGCUCGAGCGACAGCAAUUAGAUGACCUCGACCAAAAUUUCUGGCUAGAUAGCAAUAUUCGAUUCGAAGGCGGUAAAGAAGCCGUUCUGGCGAGCUUACCAUCAACUGCGACUCCGAUAGAUAAAGAGAAGGCGCUUUCCGAGUUUUACAAGCAGUGGGUGAUGCAGGAAACGGAUCGGACAGAGCAAUACACACGUGAAUGGCGAGCAAGGAAUGUAUCAUGCAUCCUGUUCGCCGCCCGGGUUGCAAUGGACAGGCUGGGCAAAAUGAUCACCUUUUGGAGAUGAGAGAGAAUUAGUUCUAUAUACUUUGGUGUCUAUCACAACGUUGUAGCUACAUGUAAUUCAGCUCAGCCAAUUUUUCAGGUUAGAC